Messenger RNA from Megalobrama amblycephala (Wuchang bream), 2151 nucleotides. It is a transcript of the gene bckdha, whose product is annotated as branched chain keto acid dehydrogenase E1 subunit alpha. NCBI's taxonomy places the organism in Eukaryota, Metazoa, Chordata, Actinopteri, Cypriniformes, Xenocyprididae. The transcript has 8 exons. Gene Ontology annotation, molecular function: oxidoreductase activity, acting on the aldehyde or oxo group of donors, disulfide as acceptor. The coding region runs from base 46 to 1386 and encodes 446 amino acids. Gene Ontology annotation, biological process: branched-chain amino acid catabolic process. The record is from RefSeq and is a predicted model, not a curated record.
GUCAUUAGAGGAGAGAAAAGCGAGAGACACGCACUUGACGUAAAGAUGGCGGCUGUUAGAAGUGUUCAGAAAUUAUACGGCAUUGGACUUCAUUCAAUUCGUCAAAAUACUGCGUUAAAAGCAACAACGCUUCUGCAGCAAAGAGCAUUCCGCGUCUGUAGAGCUCUUCGCCAGCAGCCGUUUGAUUCUUCGGCGGAGAAGCCGCAGUUUCCUGGAGCCUCGGCGGAGUUCAUCGAUCACCUGGAGUUUAUCCAGCCCAAUGUGAUCUCAGGAAUCCCUGUGUAUAGGGUGAUGGACAGACAGGGCCAGAUCAUCAAUCCGUCGGAGGAUCCUCAGCUUUCAAAAGAGACGGUUUUGAAUUUCUAUCAGAAGAUGACGUUACUCAACACAAUGGAUCGUAUUCUUUACGAGUCUCAGAGGCAGGGCCGUAUCUCAUUCUACAUGACCAAUUACGGUGAGGAGGGCACACAUAUUGGAAGCGCUGCAGCUCUUGACCCUAGUGAUUUGGUCUUCGGCCAAUACCGGGAAGCUGGUGUAUUGAUGUACAGAGGCUUCCCUCUGGAUCUGUUUAUGGCACAGUGCUAUGCAAACGCUGAUGACCUUGGCAAGGGUCGACAAAUGCCAGUUCACUAUGGCUGCAAAGACCUUAAUUUUGUCACCAUCUCCUCACCACUUGCCACUCAGAUCCCCCAGGCGGCCGGGGCGGCGUACGCAGUGAAGCGGGAGAACACAAACCGUGUGGUGAUCUGUUACUUCGGAGAGGGGGCGGCCAGUGAGGGAGACGCACAUGCUGGAUUUAAUUUCUCCGCCACCCUUGAGUGUCCUCUCAUAUUCUUCUGCCGUAAUAACGGUUAUGCUAUCUCCACGCCAACCAACGAGCAGUAUAGAGGGGACGGUAUUGCUGCUCGAGGUCCAGGAUACGGACUGAUGUCGAUCCGUGUAGAUGGAAAUGAUGUUUUUGCAGUAUACAACGCCACAAAAGAGGCACGACGCAGAGCGGUGGCUGAAAACCAGCCCUUCCUCAUUGAAGCCAUGACCUACAGGAUCGGUCAUCACAGCACCAGUGACGACAGUUCUGCCUACCGCUCAGUCGACGAGGUGAACUACUGGGACAAGCAGGAUCACCCCAUCUCUCGCCUACGGCACUACAUGACCGCCCGAGACUGGUGGGGCGAGGACGAGGAGCGGGCCUGGAGGAAGCAGUCCCGCAAACUCGUCAUGGAGGCCUUCGAAAGAGCCGAGAGACGUCUGAAACCCCACCCUGACCUGAUGUUCACUGACGUCUAUGAUGAGAUGACUCCUCAAAUAGCCAAGCAGAAAGACGCCAUGUGGCGGCACGUCCAGCAGUAUAAAGAGCAUUACCCACUUGAUCUCUAUGAGAAAUAAUCCAUGAGCCGUGGACACAACUGGGAAAAGUCUUGCACAUGUCAGAUGGUUUGAAUUCUCUUUUUUUCCCCCCAUUUCUUUAUUUUCAUGUUGCAUUAGAAAGCACAAAUACUGAAAGAUGAAUUGUUAUCCUCCAUAUUUGCCACUAGAGGCCUCUGUUUUGUCAUUUUGUGCCUUGGAAAAUGGUGUAAAAGAAGGAGUGGUGGAAGAUCUACUGUACACUGGCCUAAUGUAGCAAAUACUCUCAUUGUUCUAACAGCCCAUGAAUACAAUAUCAUUAUAUCGGCAUAGUGUUCUCAAUGCAGUCGCUACUGUUUCUUCAUGAAUAUCUAGAGUACUUCCUGUGAUAUAAGAACUUCAUUCAGUAUCUUUGGAAUAUGGGUUUCUAAAUCACUGUAAACGAUCGUCAUUGAUUUCUCAUCUCUCCACAAACAACACUAAUACUCACUGAAGGUGAUGUGAUUGUGACAUGCUUUUGAAAUGUUUAUUUUUGUGUGUAUCAUUACCUUCAGACUUUCCACUCCAAACUGAGCCAUUAACAAGUAUAUAUACAACAUGUUACCGUGUGCUGUUAAUUCCAACCCCCACAGAUGAUGUUAAUAAUAACUUCCUGUUUAGCUGUGAUUGUUAAUGAACUGAAGAAACUUUCUGUGUGAGACUCACUCAACUGUUACAUGACAUGAUGAUGUGUUUGAGAUAUAUUCUGGUUAGCUUUAGGGGAUUGUAAAUUGUAUUUUAAACAAUAAAAAUGCUCAUAAAAUGUAA